Hyaena hyaena (striped hyena) is the source of this 713-nucleotide messenger RNA. RefSeq names its product neurotensin (gene NTS). Gene Ontology annotation, molecular function: neuropeptide hormone activity. The coding region runs from base 66 to 578 and encodes 170 amino acids. Lineage: Eukaryota; Metazoa; Chordata; Mammalia; Carnivora; Hyaenidae. The record is from RefSeq and is a predicted model, not a curated record. The transcript has 4 exons. Gene Ontology annotation, cellular component: extracellular region; axon terminus.
GCUAGAGAAAGCCCCCUUCAGUGUGCCUGUGACGUUUAAGGACUUGGCUUGCUAGAAGGCUCAAGAUGAUGACAGCAAUGAAAAUCCAGCUGGUAUGCAUGGUAGUGCUGGCUCUCAGCUCUUGGAGCCUUUGCUCAGAUUCAGAAGAGGAAAUGAAAGCAUUAGAAGCAGAUUUAUUGACCAAUAUGCAUACAUCAAAGACCAGUAAAGCAGGUGUUUCUUCUUGGAAAAUGACCCUGCUAAAUGUUUGCAGUUUUGUGAAUAACCUGAACAGCCAGGCAGAAGAAACAGGAGACCUUCGUGAGGACGAGCUUAUUUCAAGAAGGAAAUUUCCCACUGCCUUAGAUAACUUUAGCUUGGAAGCGAUGUUGACAAUAUACCAGCUCCAAAAAAUCUGUCACAGCAGGGCCUUUCAACACUGGGAGCUAAUUCAGGAGGAUGUUCUUGAUGCUGGAAAUGACAAAGAUGAAAAAGAAGAAGUUAUAAAGAGAAAGAUACCUUACAUUCUGAAACGGCAGCUAUAUGAGAAUAAACCUAGAAGACCCUACAUACUAAAAAGAGGUUCUUACUACUACUGAGAGGAUAAAUAUUUUAUUUACAUGUGAUUGUGAUUUAUCACCCUUCACUUAAAUAUCAAGUUAUAUUUGUGUGGUAAUGUGACAGUACACAACUAUUGUGUCUUUCUGCAAUUGUGGUUUAUUGGAUACGAUUUU